Rhipicephalus sanguineus (brown dog tick) is the source of this 2805-nucleotide messenger RNA. It is a transcript of the gene Mccc1, whose product is annotated as methylcrotonoyl-CoA carboxylase subunit alpha, mitochondrial-like. The record is from RefSeq and is a predicted model, not a curated record. Lineage: Eukaryota; Metazoa; Arthropoda; Arachnida; Ixodida; Ixodidae. Gene Ontology annotation, cellular component: mitochondrion. Gene Ontology annotation, molecular function: ATP binding; metal ion binding; methylcrotonoyl-CoA carboxylase activity.
ACCACGUCAACGUGCGCAGCAUGUGGUGCUGUGAUUGGUGAGGGCUUGGUUUAGCAGUCUAGCAACCACAUACCUACGAUGGCCGCACACAUGCGCUUGGCUCGUCUGCAAUACUUUGGCCGAAUCUCCCUUUCGAAAGCGACAACAGGAUGCUGGGGUGCCCUGUAUGGUCAACGUUUGUGUGCCAGCACUUCAGCGCCAGUGCGGCGGCGACCCAUCGAGAAGAUUCUCGUUGCCAACCGGGGUGAGAUCGCCUGCCGUGUGUUUCGGUCUGCUCGAAAACUAGGCAUCCGCUCGGUGGCCGUCUUCAGCGAUGCUGACAGGAAGGCCAUGCAUGUCACUAUGGCUGAUGAAGCAUACCACAUUGGACCAGCUGCAUCUCAGGAGAGCUACUUGCGCCAAGAUCGCAUCUUGGAGGUUGCCAAGCGCAGUGGCGCGCAGGCAAUCCACCCUGGAUAUGGCUUUCUGUCGGAGAAUACAGAAUUUGCCGAGCGCUGUGCUGCUGAGGGCAUUAUCUUUGUCGGACCCCCAGCUUCAGCCAUUCGGGACAUGGGCAUCAAGAGUACAUCUAAGGCCAUCAUGUCGGCAGCCAAUGUGCCCAUCAUCGAGGGCUACCAUGGGGAGGAACAGUCAGAGGCAAGACUCAAGGAGGAAGCACGUCGCAUUGGGUUCCCCGUCAUGGCCAAGGCAGUGCGAGGUGGGGGUGGCAAGGGUAUGCGUAUUGUGAUGAACGAAGAUGAGUUUGACUCGCAACUUGAGUCGGCAAAACGUGAGGCCAUGAAGUCCUUCGGUGACGAUGCCAUGCUGAUAGAGAAAUUCGUGGCUGACCCAAGGCAUGUGGAGGUGCAAGUGUUCGGAGACCAGCAUGGCAACUAUGUGUACCUUUUUGAACGAGACUGCAGUGUUCAGCGGAGGCACCAGAAGGUCAUCGAGGAAGCCCCCGCUCCCGGAGUGACCGAGGAGACCCGUCGACAGCUGGGUGAAGCUGCUGUGCGAGCAGCACGGGCUGUCAAUUAUGUGGGUGCCGGAACAGUCGAAUUCAUCAUGGACUCUGAGCAGCGCUUCUACUUUAUGGAGAUGAACACGCGGCUUCAGGUGGAGCACCCCAUCACCGAGAUGAUCACGGGCACCGACCUCGUCGAGUGGCAGAUCAAGGUGGCCCAGGGGGAGCCACUACCUCUGCGGCAGGAGCAGCUUCGGGUCAAUGGCCACUCCUUUGAGGCACGUAUCUAUGCCGAGGACCCAGACAAUAACUUCAUGCCAGGUGCUGGUUCUCUUGUGUUCCUUCGCACACCAACUCCCUCGGAGCAAGUGCGGAUCGACACAGGUGUACGUGAAGGGGAUGAAGUGUCCGUCCAUUAUGACCCAAUGAUUGCCAAGCUGGCAGUCUGGGGUCCCGACCGGCCUACAGCCCUGCGUCGCCUCUACCAGUCACUGUCCGAAUACACCUUGGUUGGCCUGGCCAACAACAUUUCAUUCUUGAUGCGGCUAGCAGCACAUCCUGCCUUCCGCCAAGGCCUUGUCCACACCGGCUUCAUCUCUGCCCACAACGACGAGCUAUUCCUGCGUCCCGAGGUAAGCAAGCCUGUCAUCUGUGCAGCCGUGCUGUCCCUCCUGGCCCACGAGAGGGCCGAGACACUGGGUGCUCAAACACGUGAAAGCUUUCCAUCGCUGAAUUUCACAGCCCCUUUUCGCGUGAACAGCAACUGCAAGCGGAAAGUUCUGCUAACAAGCCGAGACAAGAAGCACGAAGUUCUGGUGACAUUCCUCGAGCCCGACACAUACCUGAUGCGCUGUGGAGACGAAGCCUUUCAGGUGUUGGGGCGCGCUGCAAUAGAGCGUGGCGUGGCUCACGUGGAAUGCGAGGUCCAAGGCACUGACAUCAAGAUUCGCACAGUACUCUAUGACGGUACACUUCAUGUCUUCACUGCAGAUGGCGUAGAACAGAUGUCGGUGCCAACGCCAGCGUACCUGGAGAAUGCUGCAGGUGCUGGUGGUACAGGCAAAAAGGGUGCUGUGGCCCCAAUGCCAGGCGUGGUUGAGAAGCUCUUCGUUAAGGAGGGAGACUCCGUGUCUGAGGGUGACCCACUCGUUGUCAUGAUUGCCAUGAAAAUGGAGUACGUCAUCAAGGCAGCCACUGCAGGUGUUGGAAAGUUGCUCUACAAGGCAGGGGACAACGUGGCCAAGAAUGCCGAACUAGUGAAGAUUAGGGCCGCCGAGAGCUGAGGAAGGCUUCACACAAUAGGACUCAGCUGCCCUUGUGUAAUUUUAGACACGCAUUUAUCUUGAAAUUAGCGUCUCGCAAAUGACACUAAACGGAAGUGUUCAACUUGUGCCUUCAAAGAAUUCAUGUUGUAUGCAGCAAACAUAACUGUCAUGUAUAAGCUUAAUUGUUCUCCUUUCCUUAUUGUUUUACUUGAGUACAGUGCUUUCACUUGCGAGAUGAUUAUUCUGCUGUGUCUGUUUGGCAUGUCACCUAAAUUACGACACAGCUCAGCAUUCAUGCCCCAUAUUCCUAAAUUUAGUUUUGAAGGUGCAGGUAUGUUUUCCUCAUUACUUUUUAUGAUUGUCACUAUCUAUUGUCAUGGUAAAUUUAUGAACUCCUGUGCUUUGUAUGGAAGCGGGCAAGAAAAGUACACGAAGGCAAUAUGAGAUUAAUCUCGCAGACGUAGUAUCAAAGCUGUGGAAGCAAACGAAGUCUCAUCUUAAAAAAUGUUGUGAAGUAGUGUACUAUAUGAAUACAUGUAACACAUGUAUAUAUAUAGAGAGAACUGUAUUGUCUGGUCAUUAAAAGGAGUGAAUGUA